AUGGCCGGAGACCCGAACGUGGUGGACAUGUCCGCAGGGCCCAACGCACCGAGCACUAUCGCCGAAGUGCUCGACCUACUCACGCCCGAGACGCUCGAGUUACGUCUCAACGACCACGCGAUUGGCGACGACGGGAUCCUCGAGAUCCUCCGCAAGCUCGCAGUGUACCGGUUCCAUCCUCCUCACGGCGUCGACCGGUCCUUGUUGGGCGAUACCCUCGGUAUCGACGCAGCAGCCGCGGCGUACGACUGCCCGUACUCUGCCGACGAGUGCGCCGCGCGCGGCGUCCGCGUGCUCGACCUCGCCAGGACGCAGCUCACCAUCCCGGGCAUGUGCUGGGUGUUCGCGUAUGCCGCGCUCGACGUGAACCUCGUGUCCGUCGACCUGAGCCGCAACUCGAUGGCCGAUUGGCGCCGCUUCAUGUACCCUGCCGAGCCGGCGCUCGACGACGAGGGCAACCCCCAGGCGAUCCAGGUUCCAGACGAACUGCACAACAUCUACACCAUGACGUGGGACAUGCCAGCGUCGAACCUCGCCCAGCUGCGUAUGGAGCAGGUGGCCAUGAGCGACGAGGUGGCCGGCGCGUUCGUCAACGCCCUGAGGGACGUCAAGUCACUGGAGACGCUGUCGCUCCGCGGUAACCGGUUCGGCGAGGAAGCCGUCAGGUCCAUUGCUGGGUUGCCGCUUAAUGUGUUGCGUCUCGAGCUCGACGGCUGCGGGUUAUCGCUCGGCAGCAUGGCGUGGAUCCUCCGCUCGUAUGGGACUACGCGGUCCAUCUGCGACCUCUCGUUGGCGAACAACUAUGAGGAGUUUGAGGAGGGCAACAACAGCGGCUAUGACCCGGUCGAUGUCGAGAGCGACAACCAAGAUUAUGAGCCCAUCCGCGAGGGCUGCGUGGCGCUCGGCAAGCGCAACUACAAGCUGCGGGAACGUGUCGGCGCCGCACUGAAGCGGUUCAUCGCGCCGGCGCGCAUCCUGCUCCACCCAACAGCGGGAUCACCGACACCCAUUGCUGCUCUCCCGCCCAACGUCCUCGACCUCAUCCUCAAGCACGUCUCAGGCGACCCUGGCGCCCUGUCCGCCGCCCAGUGGACCAAGGUGCUCGAGCACGCCCGCGACCGCACGACGAUUCUCCGCGCUGCCCGCCGAAUCUCGGUCGUCACGCGCUCGCGGUUCACCGGCGUAGGGGACGACGAACGCGCGUUCGAGGACUGGCGGCGGUCUCUAGGAUGUGCAUACUGGCGCGCUAUUUGA
Molecule: messenger RNA, 1254 nt
Organism: Vanrija pseudolonga
Lineage: Eukaryota; Fungi; Basidiomycota; Tremellomycetes; Trichosporonales; Trichosporonaceae
Exons: 2
Coding region: 1-1254 (417 amino acids)
Source: RefSeq, a predicted model, not a curated record